AUGGCAUCCCAAGAGAACUAUAGAGGUCAGUUUAGAUUUGACAAAAGAUUGAUGGGAAAGAAGAAAGUAAAAGAAGCAGUGGUUGCAGCUUGGAACAAGAGAAGUGGUAUGGUUGAAUUUUCUGUGUCUGAAAGAUUAAGAGCUUGUCGUAAAUCUCUAAGUCGGUGGAAAAAAGAGAAUGAUUUGAAUUCCAGGGAUAAGAUUUCUCAGAUUGAAGUGGCUUUAGAAAAGGAACAAUCUGUCCAUUAUCCGAACGGCUAUGUAGUCAUGGGUUUGAAAAGAGAUUUGGUGAAAGCUUAUAGGGAAGAAGAAGUUUUUUGGAGGCAGAAAAGCAGAGAAUCCUGGUUGCGAGAUGGUGAUCGUAACACGAAAUUCUUUCAUGCUUCAGUGAAAGCUAACCGGAGGAAAAAAAGAAUUGAGAAGCUGUUGGAUGUGAAUGGCAAUUUUCAAAGGUCUGAGGCGACAAAGGGAGAGGUAGCUUCGGCUUAUUUCCAAAACCUUUUUAAAUCAUCUAACCCCUCUUCCUUUGAUUCUUGGUUUGAAGGGAUCAUUCCAAAAGUGACUGAAAGGAUGAAUCAGUCCCUUAUCAGGCAGAUUACUGAUGAAGAAAUAAAAGAAGCUGUUUUCUCAAUUAAGCCAGGAAGUGCUCCUGGUCCGGAUGGUAUGUCUGGUUUUUUCUUUCAGUUUUACUGGGAGGUGGUUGGUUCUCAGGUUACUAAGGAAGUGAAGAAUUUCUUUCUCAAUGGAGACUUUCCGAUUGAGUGGAAUUAUACGCAUCUUUGUCUUAUUCCAAAGACUAUUCAUCCAGUGGAGAUGUCAAACUUGCGCCCUAUAAGUCUUUGUUCGGUGACUUAUAAGAUAAUCUCGAAGAUUUUGGUGCGCCGUUUACAAGGUUUCCUUCCCCAGAUUGUAUCAGAAACUCAAUCAGCCUUUGUUUCGGAGCGUCUGAUUUCCGACAACAUUCUGGUGGCCCAUGAACUUGUGCAUAGCCUCAACGUUCAUCCAGAUAUUUCAUCAGAGUUCAUGGCAGUUAAGUCUGAUAUGUCUAAGGCAUAUGAUAGAGUUGAGUGGAGCUAUCUCAGAUCUCUUCUUUUGGCCUUGGGGUUUCAUAUCAAGUGGGUAAAUUGGAUCAUGCGGUGUGUAUCGUCUGUUACUUAUUCAGUUGUUAUAAAUGAUCAGCCUUAUGGUAUGAUUACACCGCAAAGAGGUUUAAGACAGGGAGACCCUCUUUCUCCCUUUCUAUUUGUCUUAUGCACUGAAGGUCUAACCCACCUGUUAAAUAAAGCUCAACAGGAAGGAACUAUUGAAGGCAUUAGGUUUUCAGACUCAGGACCUGAAAUUCAUCAUCUUCUUUUUGCUGAUGAUAGCCUCUUUCUGUGUAAAGCUUUCUCUGGGCAGUGUAGAAAACUGGGGAGUAUUCUCUCAUCUUAUGGAGCAGCGACUGGCCAAACAAUUAAUGUGGAAAAAUCUUCUAUUUCUUUUGGAAGCAAAGUCAAUGCUCAAGUUAAAAAGGAAGCUCAAGAGAUCUUGGGUAUAUCAAAUGAAGGUGGAGCUGGUAAGUAUCUUGGACUUCCUGAAUGCUUUAGUGGGUCUAAAGUGGAGAUGCUUAACUAUAUUAAAGAUAGGUUGAAAGGAAAGCUAUCGGGUUGGUAUGCUAGAACAUUAUCUCAGGGAGGUAAAGAAGUGAUGCUUAAAUCCGUUGCUAUGGCGAUGCCUAUUUUCGCCAUGUCUUGCUUCAAGUUACCAAUCACUACUUGUUCUGCUCUUUCUAGCGCGAUGGCUGAUUUUUGGUGGAGCUCUUGUGAGCAUUCGAGGAAGAUUCAUUGGCAGAGUUGGGAAAAACUAUGUCUUCCUAAAUGUUUGGGAGGCAUGGGUUUCAGAGAUAUUGGCCUUUUCAAUCAGGCUUUACUUGCUAAGCAGGCAUGGAGGAUUUUACAAGUCCCGAAUUCCUUAAUAGCAAGGAUGUUGAAGAGUAGAUAUUUCCCUGUUAGUGAUUUUCUGAAUGUUGGCCUUGGAAAUAGACCCUCGUAUGGGUGGAGAAGUAUUUCCUUUGGAAAAGAUCUUCUGUCUGAAGGCUUGGUUAAAAAAGUUGGAAAUGGAGCUUCCACUAAUGUUUGGAGCGAACUGUGGAUAGAGGAUAUUGUUAUGCGUUGCCCUCUUAUGAAGAACGAUAGGAUCAAUAUUGAUUUAAAGGUGGAAGAGCUUAUUGAUUUUAGCUCAAGAGGAUGGGACAGGGGUAAAUUGGAUGAUCUUUUUUAUCCAGAUGAUGUUCAAAGAAUCUUGAAGCACAAGCCAGUGGUUUCUAAGGAUGAUUUUUUAGUUUGGAAACUGAACAAGAGUGGACAGUUUUCAGUAAAAUCAGCCUAUUGGUUAGCGUUUCAAAUCAAUAAGGGGACCUUUUACAAGGAGCAGAAGCUCUUCCCUCUCUUAAUAUCCUAA
This is a messenger RNA of Microthlaspi erraticum, 2439 nucleotides long. NCBI's taxonomy places the organism in Eukaryota, Viridiplantae, Streptophyta, Magnoliopsida, Brassicales, Brassicaceae. The record is from the annotation of a GenBank genome assembly.